GGGCCGUCCGGGACUGCAGCCGAGGAGGAGGCGGCGGCCGACCCCAGAUGCCAAGGCUCUGGUGAGCAGCGACAGCCACGGGGAGAGCCUGGAGCCCAUGGAAUAGAGCCGAUCCCCGGCGCGGUGUCUCCGAGCAGGACCCGGACGAGCCCGAGGCAGAGACAGGAGCCGGACAUGCCCGAGCCAGCCCCGCUGAGCGGGGACAGGAAAGCGGCGGAGAAGAAGCGGGUGGAGAAGGUGGGAGCCAAGGGCAGCGCUGCCGGGCCUCCAGUCCCCAGGAGCCUCCCGGUGCAGAGCAAGGCGGAGCCGCCCAGCCUGGACCCGGCGGAGGAGCCGCUGCUCUGGGAAGGGCUCACCCUCAACAAGUGCAUCCUGGUGGCCUCCGUGGUGGCCCUGCUCAGCGUCACCUUCCAGGUGCUCCAAGCUCCAUGCUCCAAGGAGGGACUCGCCCGCGGCCGGCAGGAGCCUCCGCCCCCGCCCGUUCCCGAGCCGCUGAGCCCCAAGGCGGAGGAGAUCCCGGAGGUGGUGACUGCCCAGCCCCCGCCGCCACCGGAGAGCAGCGUGCCGGAGGAUGACGGUGAUGACGAAGACGGUGAGGAUGACUAUGACAGCGAAGCUGACAGCAACCUGGCAGAACCCUGGAUCUUCAAGAAGUGGUUUGGCCGUGCAACACCAGAGGAUGAGGACAAGGAUGGGGACAAGGAUGAAGAUGAGGACAAAGAUGAAGACAAAGAUGAGGAUGAGGACAAGGAAGAAGAACCUGAAGAUGUCCCCGAGGUGCCAAUGGCUGUGAUGGAGGGGAAGAAGAGUCAGGAGAAGCAUAAGAAGGUAGAGAAGGAGGAGAAGGAGGAGGAGAAGGAGGAGGAGGAGGAGGAGGAGGAGGAGGAGAAAGAAGAAGAAAAGGAGGAGAAGGAGGAAGACAAAGAGGAGAAUGAGGAGGAGGAGGAGGAAGAGGAGGAGGAGGAAGAGGAGGAGGAGAAGAAGGAGAAGAAGAAGAAAGAGAAGAAGGAGAAAUCCCGGGAAGGCCGUGCUGUCCAUGCGGAGCGGAGCAGCCGGAGGGAGGCACGAGCCAAGGACAGGACAGCGGGGGACAAAGCUGGCAGAGCCCCCAGGGCCCCCAGGGAACCCGAGCAGCAGCCCCAGAAGAAGCGGGACCGGGAGAGGAAGGAGAGGAAGGAGAGACGGCGGGAGCGGGAGGAGUCCCGGAGGGAGGGGUGGAAGGGCCGGCCCGGCCGGGAGAGCCCGAGGCGGGACUGGAAGCAGCAGCAGAAGGGCAGGAAGCCCUGGGAGCCGGGCAGGGAGGGCAAGAGGCGCGACUGAGGCCGGGCGGGCGCGGGUCCGGGGGGAUCCGAUCCCACCACUGCCCCCGGCCCUGCCUGUCCUCCAGAGACACCCCCGGGCACGGGCAGCGCCCCAGGACCCCGCGCAGCAGCAGAGCAGCCCAGGAGCCUGGCACGAGCCUCCCCGGGGACUUGGGGCUCCCCUGGAUCAAAGGCGACCUGAAAGGACUCGUGGAAGGAGCUUCUUGGGGCAUCGCUGCUUCUGCAUCCCCACCCAAAAUCCCUCUGCAGUUCAUCUCCACUCGUGGUUCCCAGAGAACAGAGCUGUGUCCAGACUGUGCAGCUCUUGGGUUAAUGGUUUUAUUGAAAGCAAAUCAAGAGAGAAGAAUAUUCUGGGUUACAGAACCAGGCUGCAGCCGUCCAGGGGGACAUCAGGGACAGACCCCGCGACCUCCCCGAGUCACUGCGGGGUGGCCCGGACCGUGCUGGUGACAGAGCAGGGCUGGAGCCCCUCACCCUGCGGGCCCCGCCUUCUCCGAGUCGCUUUUAGGAAGGAAACACAAGAGCAAUAUCACACAGCCAGAGGCGUCCACAGCCCUGACCCAUGACAGGUUUCAGCAUUUGCUAAAUCAACAGUGGUUAAAAUAAACUAUUUUCAUUUUUAAUAAGGUA
Molecule: messenger RNA, 1952 nt
Organism: Oenanthe melanoleuca
Lineage: Eukaryota; Metazoa; Chordata; Aves; Passeriformes; Muscicapidae
Product: cyclic nucleotide-gated cation channel beta-1-like
Exons: 7
Coding region: 175-1320 (381 amino acids)
Source: RefSeq, a predicted model, not a curated record